Messenger RNA from Anopheles bellator, 1416 nucleotides. It is a transcript of the gene HDAC3, whose product is annotated as histone deacetylase 3. Gene Ontology annotation, molecular function: histone deacetylase activity. The transcript is spliced from 2 exons. The record is from RefSeq and is a predicted model, not a curated record. The coding region runs from base 1 to 1302 and encodes 433 amino acids. NCBI's taxonomy places the organism in Eukaryota, Metazoa, Arthropoda, Insecta, Diptera, Culicidae.
AUGGGGACGAAGAAGGUGUCCUACUUUUUUAACCCGGACGUCGGAAACUUCCACUACGGGCCCGGGCACCCGAUGAAACCGCACCGGCUGUCGGUAAUCCACCACCUGGUGAUGAACUAUGGACUGCACAAAAAGAUGCAAAUCUAUCGACCGUACAAAGCGAGCGCACAUGAUAUGUGUCGUUUCCAUAGCGACGAGUAUAUCGAGUUCCUGCAACGCGUUACACCGCAGAACAUUCAGGGCUACACCAAGUGCCUGUCGGUGUUCAACGUCGGCGACGACUGUCCCGUGUUCGACGGGUUGUUUGAGUUCUGUGCCAUGUACACCGGUGCCUCGCUCGAGGGCGCACAGAAGCUGAACCACAACCACAGCGAUAUCUGCAUCAACUGGUCCGGGGGGUUGCAUCACGCGAAAAAGUUCGAAGCGUCCGGGUUUUGCUACGUGAACGACAUCGUGAUCGGUAUCCUGGAGCUGCUGAAGUACCAUCCGCGCGUGCUCUACAUCGACAUCGACGUGCACCAUGGGGACGGGGUACAGGAGGCGUUCUACCUGACCGACCGCGUGAUGACGGUUUCGUUUCACAAGUACGGCAACUACUUCUUCCCCGGCACGGGCGACAUGUACGAGAUCGGGGCGGAAUCGGGCCGCUACUACUCGGUCAACGUGCCCCUGAAGGAGGGCAUCGACGAUCAGAGCUACGUGCAGGUGUUCAAGCCGGUCAUCUCGGCGGUGAUGGAGUUUUACCAGCCGACGGCGAUCGUGCUGCAGUGUGGGGCCGACUCGCUGGCGGGCGAUCGGUUGGGGUGCUUUUCGCUCAGCACCAAGGGCCACGGUGAGUGCGUCAAGUUCGUCAAGGACCUGAACGUGCCGACGCUGGUGGUGGGCGGCGGCGGGUACACGCUGCGCAACGUGGCCCGCUGCUGGACGUACGAGACGUCGCUGCUGAUCGACGAAACCAUCUCGAACGAGCUGCCGAUGAACGACUAUUUGGAGUUUUUUGCGCCCGACUUUACGCUCCACCCGGACAUUCCCAGCCGGCAGGACAAUGCGAACAGCAAGCAGUACCUCGAGGCGAUCACGCGGCACGUGUACGACAAUCUGAAAAUGUGCCAGCACGCACCGAGUGUGCAGAUGUUCGACAUUCCGGAGGAUGCACUGUCGGAGGAUCUGAAAGCGAACGCUGACGCGGAACCGAACCCGGACGUGCGCGUCAGCCAGGAGGACGAGGAUAAGCUCGUCGAGCCGAAGAAUGAAUUCUUCGACGGUGAUAACGAUAACGAUAAGAGUGAGAACGAACCUUAACACGAUCGCGGGCGCGCGUGAACGGAGAACUGCCGACAUCUUCCAUACAAGACACGCACGCAAGCACGCGCCGCGGGCAUACUUUAAGUUUUAGAAGGUAAUAAAAUAACCAGC